Molecule: messenger RNA, 3865 nt
Organism: Mugil cephalus (flathead mullet)
Lineage: Eukaryota; Metazoa; Chordata; Actinopteri; Mugiliformes; Mugilidae
Product: cadherin-related family member 1
Exons: 18
Coding region: 243-2840 (865 amino acids)
Biological process (GO): homophilic cell-cell adhesion
Cellular component (GO): catenin complex; plasma membrane
Molecular function (GO): calcium ion binding; cadherin binding
Source: RefSeq, a predicted model, not a curated record
UGAACCCCUCGUCGCAGUUCUGCUGGAGAAAUAGGCGCGAGAGCAGUGUGGCAGGGUAGGAGAUGUCUGCGGAGGGACGGGAUGCGUCACUGGAUUAGUGCCUGAGAAUCCGUCCCAGCCUCUUCCUCCUCCUGAGCCUGCUGAGACGCCUCCAGAAGGGCACGACACUCAGCGCUCGCUUUCUUCCCCCCCUUACACCAAGCCUUCCACAUGAGCCAGCCAAGCCUUACCUCCCCACCAGGAUGAAGAAAGAAAAGAAAACGCAUGCUUUACUGUUUCUCCUCCUGCUUCACUUCACCUUGGCAAGGCAAUCAGACUACGCCCCCUACUUCUAUGACAAUGGUCCCAGCAGUACGAGUGGGAAUAUGGCCUUGUUCAGCAUCUCUGAGGAUACACCUGUCGGAACCCAGAUAUACAUCCUGAACGGCACGGACCCAGAGGGGGAUCCGGUGCGAUAUGGUCUGACUUUUGAAAAGGGCUCUCAAGAAUAUUUCAGGGUGGAACCCAAAUCAGGAAAUGUGACUUUGAUUAAGGAGCUUGACAGAGAGAAACAAGAUGAAAUCUCAGCACUUGUGAGCAUAACAGAUGGUCGUAAUAAGGUCAUUGAGACCGUGAGAGUUUUUGUCACGGACGCCAAUGAUGAACCCCCUGAAUUUCAAAAUCUGCCUUUCAUCAUUGAUAUUCCAGAGAACACCGUUCCAGGAAGUAGCAUCUACAGAGUUCAAGCAGUGGAUAAAGAUUUGGGCUCAGGAGGCAGUGUUUCCUAUUAUCUGCCGAGCUCCCCGUUUGCCAAGUUCACCAUCGACGGACACAGCGGGAUCCUCAGAGUUAAACCAGGCGAGACUUUGGACUAUGAGACCACUCCAACACAUUUCUUGACAGUAGUUGCAAAGGAUGGAGGUGGGAAGUACAAGGGUAAACAUCAAGUCUUGACCUCCACAGCCACCAUAACAGUCAACGUCAUGGACUCCCAAGACAUGCCUCCAUCCUUUGUAGGAACACCCUAUUUUGGCUACGUCUACGAAGUCUCGGUUCCCGGUUCUGAGAUAUUCACAGUCUAUGCCAAAGAUGGCGAUCAAGGCAAUCCUAACCCGAUACAUUAUUCCAUCAUGAACGGUAGCGACGGCGUCUUCGACAUAAAUAGCACCAGUGGAUGCAUCACCCUGACAACAUUUCCCUCUCUUCUGAAAAAUGAGUUGUAUGAAAUAAAAGUCAAGGCAUCUGAGGUGGGACCAAGCAGUCAGCUGCAGGACUACGACGUUACCACGGUGACGGUCCGGGUGGUGGAUCUCAACAACCACCCCCCUACUUUUUAUGGAGAAAACGGGCCACAGAGCAAGUUUGAGGUCACGAUGUACGAGCAUCCACCUGCAGGGGAGAUCCUGAGAGGCUUUAAGAUCACGGUCAAUGACUCCGAUCAGGGAGCCAAUGCUAAAUUCAAACUGAGACUUGUUGGGCCGAGCCGAGUGCUUCGAGUGGUUCCCCAAACGGUCCUGAAUGAGGCCCAGGUGACCAUCAUUGUAGAAGACACAUCUGGCAUCGACUACGAAAAGGGACCAACGCUCUCUUUUAAGCUACUCGCGGUGGAGAUCGACACCCCCGAGCGGUUCAGCGCGACGGCCGACAUCGUGAUCAACCUGCUGGACACCAACGACAACGUCCCCAAAUUCACGGCCGAGUACUACAUCGCCAGGGUCCCCGAGAACUCUCCGGGAGGCUCCAGCGUCGUGUCUGUGACGGCAAAUGAUCCAGAUUCAGGCGCUUGGGGUGAAGUCAAAUACACGAUUUAUGGAUCUGGAUCAGAUUUGUUCACUAUUCACCCGUCGUCCGGCCUCAUCUCCACGCAGCCCUGGACCAGCCUGGACGCAGAGGUCAGGUCCAAAUACAACUUCUACGUCAAGGCUGAGGACUCAGAGGGGAAGUACAGCUUGUCAGAGGUGUUUGUCACCGUCCUUGACAUGAACGACCACUAUCCGGAGUUUGGUGAAGAGCUCCUGGAGAAGACCUUGGUUAUCGGCACACCUGUCAAAGUUGAGGCGGUGGAUGAAGAUGCAGAGUCUCCAAAUAACGUUAUCGAGUACUCCAUCAUGACGGCCGAUCCCGACAAUGCAUUUGACAUCAACGCCAAGACCGGUGAGAUCCAGCUGAAGCCCUACAUCAAGUCUAUGGAGAUCGUGCAGAACAUCACAAAGCAGAAGGACUGCCGGUGGUCCCUGGUGGUCCAGGCCAGGGACAGAGGUUCUCCGUCCUUCAGCACAACGGCCGUGGUCAACAUCGACAUCACGGAGGCGACUCCUCUCAAGGGGCCUAUGGCGGCCUUUUUAAUGAAAAGUAGGGACAACCCUUUGAAAGCUCUAGUCAUGGUCACUGUUAUCAUUAGUCUAUUGGUAGGAGUGACUGUCUUGAUCUCUACGGCUUUGUACAUGCGCAACUCAAAGUCCAACAGGAUCAUGCCGGCGCGUCGCAUCAUCAAGAGGCGACCCAGGGACCAGCAGCACUGGACCUCCAAGAUGCCGACCAUCAAAUUCACCAGCCCCGCAGACAAGUUCCUGAUCAGGAACGGGGAGGGCAGCCCCCAGCGGGGCGGGAGCAGCGGCCCCCGGCAAAAGCCCCCACCUCCCGCCGCUCCUUGUCUGCCACCUCCGCCUCCUUCUUCUAGCGCGCGGCCCAGCGAGAGGCCGCGGGCAGUCCCCACGAUAUCCGGCGCGCUGGCCUCCAGGGGUUCCAAGAAAGCGAAAUCCACCCGCCGCAAAGAGGGAAACAUGAGCUCCGCUUUAGUGUCGGAGCUGAAGAUGAAGCUGGAGCAGAAGAUUAACGAGAACAACCAAGGUUAUUAUUGACGGGUUCAUUCUUUGACAGUGCUCCUCUCACCUGAGCUCCAUGUGAUGAUCUGGUAGGUUGGGCCUACCCGUUAGAUUAUUCAUGAGGGAAGAUUUGCAGAUAUUUAUGUCUUAAGAUGUUAAAGAAAUGGGCUGUGCUGGAUCCUCGGCUGACCUGUGAGCAGAAGAAGGGAUUGCGUCGGCAGGUUUUAGAUAAAUCACCACACUGCCACCUCGAGGAGGAUUACGUCAUCUUAACCAUAAGAAGCACCACUGUAAAUUGCCCAGGGAGAGGAUUAAUAAGACUUAAUGUGUAUACAUAAGUUGCGUAACUUCUUCAAAAGAGUCAUGAGAAGUGGGUUUUCGGCACAGAAAUAGGAUUUUCUUUUUUUUUUCUUUUUUUUACAAAGCGAAUCCUAAAAAUAAAAUCAUGCAGCUGAAUGACACGGUAUGAAGUGCUAAAGGACCUGUGUGUUAAUAUUUUUACUGUGCUACAUCAGCCGCUCGAAAAGCUGAGGCGUCACUCUUUUGUAUGAUUACAAUGUGCCACUGUAGGUUUUCACAGUAACAUGAGCUUGCUUGUACUUAACUUGAGUGAGUAAAGAUAGAAAGUUGCUUUUGUAUAAAUGUACAUGGGUCUGUUUUCAGUGUACAGCGUUACUUCAGUUAUUCAGACAAGAUUCCCAGUUGUAUAUUGCAGCAGUAAAAUAUAAUAAACCAUCUAACUCCACUAGCGGGCAAAAAAUUAGUUGUGUACACUCGAGCCCAGAUCUAUAACCUGCUUGGACGUUUCCGUUAUAGAUAUUUAAAUGUAGAGUCCACGCGUUGUUCCAUGUUUCUCUUCAAUGCCUUCAUAUGUGGGCAAACAAAAUGUCAUGGUUGUAAUAAAUAUCUUGUAUCUGACUAUAUCUUAACUGAUAACUAUUUUAAAUAAGUUGAGGAAAACUGUAUAUCUUAAAUAUAAAUUACACUUGCCUGGUCCUUCAAAGUAACAUAUUUGUACUGUCUUUGUACUGUCUUUGAUUUUGAAUAAAUAUUUGAAAAUA